This is a messenger RNA of Carassius gibelio (silver crucian carp), 492 nucleotides long. RefSeq names its product ankyrin repeat and SOCS box containing 14b (gene asb14b). The coding region runs from base 89 to 442 and encodes 117 amino acids. NCBI's taxonomy places the organism in Eukaryota, Metazoa, Chordata, Actinopteri, Cypriniformes, Cyprinidae. The transcript has 4 exons. The record is from RefSeq and is a predicted model, not a curated record.
UAAAAACACAGCGCAGAUACAACUGCCACGACUGUUGUCAACAUUUCCCAUUGCCUCAGAGUUUAUUAGUGAAAGAUGGAGAAAAUGUAUGAGGCUGCAGAGGAUGACUGGGAUGAUGAUGAAGAUGAGGCCAUUCACUACACAAUUGAACAGAGUCCUAUUGGAGUACAGUAAACAAGCUGAUUCAGCAACCAGCAGUGAUCCAUUAGACUGCAUCGACCACGAGGAAAUUUUCACUGCUAUACAAGCUGGUAAUGAAGAUGCUCUGAAGGUCCUGGUGCAGCGUAAAGAGGCUUUGUCUAAUGCAGACAACAAGGGAUGGAUUCCUUCGCAUGAGGCAGCGGUGCAACACAAGAGGAUCAUUCUGGAGAUCACGUAUGCAGGUGGAAGAGAUGUUCAACUGCGAGGAAAAAAGAGAGCACCUACUGUAUGGUGGGAUUAAAAAGUUACAAUUACCUAUUUACAUUUUUCAUAAAGGUAGAAUUGCGAGAU